This is a messenger RNA of Colius striatus (speckled mousebird), 921 nucleotides long. RefSeq names its product olfactory receptor 4S2. Gene Ontology annotation, cellular component: membrane. The transcript is spliced from 2 exons. NCBI's taxonomy places the organism in Eukaryota, Metazoa, Chordata, Aves, Coliiformes, Coliidae. The record is from RefSeq and is a predicted model, not a curated record. Gene Ontology annotation, biological process: G protein-coupled receptor signaling pathway. Bases 1 to 921 code for a protein of 306 amino acids. Gene Ontology annotation, molecular function: G protein-coupled receptor activity; olfactory receptor activity.
AUGGAGAUAGGGAACAAAAACAACGUGACAGAGUUCAUCCUCCACGGACUGACACAAGAUAAGACAGUGGCCAAAGUGUGCUUCUCGUUGUUCCUAGCCUUCUAUGUCGCUAUCAUCCUUGGAAACCUGCUUAUCAUCCUGACUAUAAAGACAAGUGAGCAGCUGAACUCUCCCAUGUACUUCUUCCUCAGCUCCUUGUCUUUUGUAGAUAUCAGUUACUCUACAGUCACAGCCCCUAAACUCAUCUAUGACCUUCUUCUUGAGAGGAAGACCAUCUCCUUUGUGGGCUGCAUAGCUCAGCUGUUUGCAGGCCACUUCUUCGGGUGCACCGAGAUCUUCCUUCUGACGGCGAUGGCCUACGAUCGCUGCAUGGCCAUCUGCAGGCCUCUUCACUACACAGCCAUCGUCAACAGGCACGUGUGUGCCUGGCUGCUGGCAGCUUCUUGGGUGGGAGCCUUUGUACACUCCCUGGUGCAGACACUGCUGGCCAUGCAGCUACCCUUUUGUGGGCCCAAUGAGAUCGACCACUACUUCUGUGACGUUCACCCGUUACUGAAGCUGGCCUGCACUGACACCUACAUCAUUGGGGUCAUUGUGGUUGCCAACAGUGGUGUGAUUUCCUUGAGCUGCUUUCUUGUUCUCCUUGUGUCCUAUGCCGUUAUCUUGGUCACUGUGAGGACACGCUUUUCUGAGGGGCGUCUCAAAGCGCUCUGCACGUGCUCUUCCCACCUCACCGUCGUCGUUCUGUUCUUGGGGCCGUGCAUCUUCAUCUACCUGCGUCCUUCCACCACCUUCUCAGCAGACAAGAUGGUCUCUGUGUUCUACACCAUCGUCACACCCAUGCUCAACCCCUUGAUCUACACCCUCCGGAACGAAGAGGUGAAGAAGGCCAUGAAAACGUUGUGGAGCAGAAAAGAGUGA